AUGCGUAUGAAGCUGGGAUUGGGACAACUUUCCUUUCUUAACCAGGCUCAAGGGAAGUUAGAAGUCAAAGAAGCCUUGGUGCCUAGCGAAAGCGAGUUCUUCUUUCUUUUCUUGCUCGAAGGGUCAAACGAGGAAAGAAAGAAGAGUUGUGGUACAACCAGACGAAAUAUCACUGAUCAUCCAGGCACAGAAACUCAACCAACUGUAGAUGCAAUCUUAAUGCAUUCUGGGAUGAAGGCCAUUCCCAUCCCAAGUGGUGGCCCGAUUCGGCCUGGCCUGCCAGCCAUGUUAGCUUCACAUGAGAGAGCCAUUUUUUUAAGGCUAAAAACUCAUCAGUCAGCUCGGCCCCUUUCCUAUUCAGCUUUGCCGCCUAUUAAGAGAAUAGGUCCCGUUCAAGCGGCCCGCCUUUAUUCAUCUAUACCAGCUGCCCCACGCACGACCCAAUAUGAACUAUUUCAGCGCCCCUAUCUAGAUAAGAAGCAGAACGCGCCAUCACCUACAACCCUUUCCUCUGCCGGGGACUUCCACGAAAUGAAAACGGGCGGCAUCGUCGUAUGCUCGACAUUGGUUGCCCUGGUUUAUAUCCCGGAGUACUCCUAUGGCCGAUCUUUCACCCAACCUACUCAAAAAUAUAAAGGCUUGACCCCGUCCCGUUUGGAGAAUGACCCUUAUGGCAUGGCUUAG
Molecule: messenger RNA, 684 nt
Organism: Vicia faba (fava bean)
Lineage: Eukaryota; Viridiplantae; Streptophyta; Magnoliopsida; Fabales; Fabaceae
Source: the annotation of a GenBank genome assembly